Vespa mandarinia (Asian giant hornet) is the source of this 1320-nucleotide messenger RNA. Its product is annotated as solute carrier family 25 member 35. The record is from RefSeq and is a predicted model, not a curated record. Lineage: Eukaryota; Metazoa; Arthropoda; Insecta; Hymenoptera; Vespidae.
AAAUUUGUUCUUAACGAUUAUCUAAGUAAAUAAUAAUCAAUAUCUAAUAUGAGAAUGACGUAAAUAUAAAGCGCUGCGCGAUAGAAUUUAGUGUGUUGCAAUCAUAGAUUUAGUUCGUCAUCUAAAUAUUUUUUCUUUUAGUCUCUCUUCGGUUUAGUUUCCUUUCUGAACGCGUGCGUUUGGCUUACACAUUAUAUACACAUCUUCCAAGUGAACUUAACUUUUUAUUCUUCAACAUGGCUACCGCCGAAAACCUCACUGUACCAAGUAUCGAAACGGAGAAACCACUCGGAGCGGAAUUUGUAAUAGGAGCAAUUUCGGCUGCGGGCGCUGGAUUAUUUACUAAUCCAGCGGAUGUUAUUAAGAUACGAUUGCAGCUCCAAGGAGAACUCGAAGCGAGGGGAGCUUACAAAAAGAUAUAUAAAAAUACGUUUCAUGCUGCCUAUCUCAUAGCUAAACACGAAGGAAUUUUAGCUUUACAAUCUGGUAUUGCACCAGCGUUAUAUUUUCAGGUCGUUCUCAAUGGUAUACGAUUAGGUGUUUAUAACACCGCAACAAAGUAUGGUUUCAUACUGGAUAGUAAAGGAAAUACGGAUAUCCUGAAAACUGUACUCAUCACAGGAUUGUCUGGUUGCUUAGGGGGCGUUCUCGGUAGCCCAUUUUACUUGGUCAAGACACAAAUUCAAGCUCAAUCCGCGCAAUCUAUUGCCGUUGGUUAUCAACACGGUCAUACAGGAACGUUGUCAGCAUUUAUAAAACUUUGGAAGCAAGGUGGCAUAACUGCGCUAUAUCGUGGCUGGUAUGCCAAUAUACCUAGAUUAUUUAUUGGAUCGUCUACGCAGUUAACUACGUUCAGUUUGGUCUCAGAUUUGUUACGUUCUUGGAAUAUACUUACAGAUUAUCCUAUAACUUUAACUUUCGUUUCUUCGUUAAUCGGUGGAUCAUGUGUAGCUGUCACUAUGCAACCUUUUGACGUAUUGGCAACAAGAUUGUACAAUCAAAGAGCAACAAAAGGUGGAAAAGGUGAGCUCUAUAAUGGACUCUACGACGCUUUGGUUAAAAUAAUAAGAACAGAAGGUUUAUAUGGCUUAUAUAAAGGAACUUUCCCAACGUGGAUGAGAAUAGCACCACACACAGUUUUAUGUUUAGUAUUCUAUAAGAAAUUAGAUCAAUUGUACGACGGUAUGAGAACGUAAAACGUAUUAAAUUUAUAUAAAUAAUCCAUUGUACUGGAUACAAUGGGAAUGUAGAUUGUGUACAUGUUCAUGUAAAUAUAUACAAUUAAAAUAAGUUAAUUUUUUCCGUCAAAAAUUACACAAU